Verticillium nonalfalfae is the source of this 1863-nucleotide messenger RNA. RefSeq lists its product as uncharacterized. The transcript has 4 exons. The record is from RefSeq and is a predicted model, not a curated record. Lineage: Eukaryota; Fungi; Ascomycota; Sordariomycetes; Glomerellales; Plectosphaerellaceae. The coding region runs from base 1 to 1863 and encodes 620 amino acids.
AUGCAUAUCCUGCACUUGACGGCCGUCGUCCUCUCGACCCUGGCCGCACGGCCGGUCGAGGCAUCUCGUCCUCGGAACUGCCCGCCCUUGGGCCCCGUGUUCCCGCCGGCGCGCGCCCCGCGCUCUCAUCCCCGCGUGGUCGCCGCCCUUGAGGCCCUCUCCCGCGACCUCCUCUCGCGUGCGGCGGGCUGGAACAACACGGCCCUCUCGGUGGGUGUAGAGACGGUCAUUGACCAUCGUAACGAUGAUGACGAUGGAGAGAGAGGACCGAUGCUGGAGCUGCACUAUUCGCCUCCCGGCGCGAGGGACGUGAACGGCGAGACGGUGUACCGGGUCGGCAGCGUGAGCAAGGUCUUUGCGGUGCUUGGGGCGGAGAUGCUGGCGGCGAGGGGCGACCUGCAUCUGGAUGACAAGGUUGGGCGAUGGAUUGAUGAGCUGAAGCAGGGCAGCGAGGGGGGCGUUCCGUGGGAAGAGGUUACGGUUGGGUCUUUGGCGACGCACAUGUCGGGAAUCGGCGUGGACAUGUUCCUCGACAUGGUCAUCUUCCCCGGGGACUGGGAGGCGCUGGGCCUGCCACCGGUCAAGGCGGCUGACAGACCAACGUGUUCGGGCUUUCGUGGGACAGAGCCGUGCAGCAAAGAUGAUCUGCUGGCGGCGUACAAGAGCAAACGGCCGCCCAUCUAUGCGCCGAACCACGCGCCAGCCUACUCGAAUGCCGGCAUCUCGCUCGUAGGCCUCGUCGUGGAGGCGGCGGCGGGCAAGCCGUACGACGAGGUCAUACGCGAGCUGAUCCUCGAGCCGGCGGGCAUGCGCGGCACGACAGUCGGGGGCACGCUAGACGACGACUCGACCAUUUUCGUGCCCGUGAACAACACCGAGUGGAACGACGACAUUGGCGUCUUUGACGCGGCCGGCGGCAUGUUCACGACGACGCACGACCUCCUCGCCUUUGCGCGCGCCAUCCUGCGCCACGGCUUCUUGUCGCCGGGGCAGACGCGCCGCUGGCUCAAGCCGACGUCGUUUACGUCGGGUUGGGGGACGUCGGUCGGCGCGCCGUGGGAGAUCCUGCGCCUCGACAAGCUGGUGCCGUCGGGCCGCAUUGUCGACGCGUACACCAAGGGCGGGGACAUCGCAGACUACGCUUCUGCGCUGGCGCUCGUGCCGGACCUCGGACUGGCUGUCACCAUCAUGACGGCGGGGCCCGAGAUGCUACCAGCCUCGAUUCUGCUGUCACGGGUUUUCGAAGGGCUGGUGCCGGCGCUCGAGGCGGCGGCGCGGGAUGAGGCGAGGCGGAGGUACGCAGGCAUCUACGAGGACGAAGCGACGGGAUCGCGCAUCGUGCUGUCCGUCGACGAAGAGGGCCAAGGCGAAGGGCUGCUGCUGACCGAAUGGGUGAUGCGCGGGUUCAACGUCCUGGCAAACUUGCACCGGUACAGUGUUCGGGGCAUCAACGACACAGAGACGCCGCCGCGUGAGGGCCAGACUCUGCGGCUGUUCCCCGCGCUCGUCGAAAUGAACGGCGGCACAACAGAGGCCUGGAGGGCAGCCGUGCCGCCCUUUACGGACGACGAGGCCGAAAAGCUUGAUGAGGAGCUGGCAUGGCGGGAUGGGACGUGUCUCUCUUGGCUACUGGCGGAUCGAGCGACCUAUAACUACCUCGCCGUUGACCACUUUGACCUCAUCGUCGGAGACGACGGCGGUCGAGAGGCUGUGGCCAUUCGUCCGAGGGCGUUUGCGCUGGAGCUUGCACGGACGAAGACUGGCCCUGUACAACUUGCAAACGAGGCCAUUGAGACGCUGGAAACGUUGGGGCCGAAGUUGGAGACGGCCCCCGACGACAGACAGGUCCCCGUCGAGUUAUAG